Brassica rapa (field mustard) is the source of this 2903-nucleotide messenger RNA. RefSeq names its product monodehydroascorbate reductase 2. Gene Ontology annotation, cellular component: cytoplasm. The record is from RefSeq and is a predicted model, not a curated record. NCBI's taxonomy places the organism in Eukaryota, Viridiplantae, Streptophyta, Magnoliopsida, Brassicales, Brassicaceae. Gene Ontology annotation, molecular function: oxidoreductase activity, acting on NAD(P)H.
CAAAAAAAAGGCAUAGCUAAGGUGGCACGAGAACAGCUUCCCGUUCGGACUUGGGAGUAUUGACAUGUUGUCUAAGGACGCCAUUUCUUCACCAACAAAUUAUACAUUUCGUUUUUUUCUUUUCAUAUAACUUGUUGCCUUGUUGGUGCAUAAAAUACAAAUUCGUAGGAUGUCAGCUGAUCCCACGUACGUUUUUAUGAGUAGGCUGCCAAAUCUUAAAUAUUGCAAGAUAUCGACGCGUGCAGAACAUUUUUUUUGAGGACUAGACUACGUUACGUUUUUAAGUACGUUUUUAUCGACUACGUUACAUAUGAGGAAGUAAAUUCCAAACUUAGGCUGUAACAGAGUUUAUUAAUGUGUCCAUACUCCAAAGAGCUGUAUUAAUAUUGCCAAUACCAUUUUAUUUUAUUUGCGUGAGUCAGCCAUUAAUUAUCAUUUAUGUGUGAAUUAUAUCUUGAUUAGUUGGAUGUGAAUUAAUAUAAAUCAUUGCAAAAUGUCAUGUCUAGUCCGAUAAUUGUAACACAACUAGUCCUAUAAUAGUAUCCACGCCUUUAAAGGUUGUUUAUAAUUCUUUGUAAACGUUAUAGGCGUGAUUGUGUAAAGUAUUAUUAUACCACAGUUUGUAUUAUUCUAUUGGAUGUAUCUCAGAUUUCAAUAAGUCCAGUCAGAACAGUCUAAUACCAACAGCUUCCAUGCAUUAUAGCCUUAACUUUUUAAAAAGACCUUUAACAUGUAAAUCAUUUACUAUGAAACAUGCUUUAAACAAUUAUAAACCAAAGAAAUAUAUAGCACUGCUUUUGAUUAAUGAAUAAAAGAAUAAGCAUCGCCAAAACAUGUGCAAGUUACACAUAUUUAUUAGGGGAAAACUAUUCACGUUGCUUAAAAUUUGCAUAUGAGAGUAGCAGUUUGAUGUUUAAAAAAGUUGAAUAUUUUUCGGAAUGGUGAUAAAAUUAUUAACUAGGCGGGAACGAGCUUCCAACGAUUAAAAUCAAUAAAAUAACUGUAAAAUGAAGGUUGUUUGAUUAAAACAGAUGGCUAAAUAUAAAUAUAAGUGGUAAUAGUUAAAAUAUAGAGCGUUUAUGAAGUUUUUUACUUUUCUAACGCAAAAAAAAAACGAAACGAGAAACUAAUUCUCAUAUGAGACUUAUUUGUUUCUUAAACAAACAUUUAGAUAAACUAAACUUAAGAUCCUAUGAUUUGUAUUGUUAAUUACAUAAGAUGAUACAACGUUAGUUAUUUUAGAUAGUGAAACUUUUGUGAAAAGAGAGGACAGUCAUCUUCUUUGAAACAUGUAUGCUAUUUUAUAAAACGUGGAAAUCAAAAUAAAAUGCAUUAUCCAUUUAAUUUCGUAGAUAGGAAUCUAUUGGGGACCGGGAGGAGAUCGUUGACACGGUGUAAUUAGAUUGUUUAUAGGGCAAACAAGUUCAACGGCCACAAAUGGUCAACUUUUCAUGAUGAACAUGAUGUCUCCAUUGAGCGGGUAAUCUAACGGUCCAAAGUGAAAACUUAACUCGUGCUCCAUCGUCCCCUCUAUAUAUAAACCUCUGCUCAAUUACUCUCUCCUCGGAAGAGAAAGCUGUCAAAGAAGUUUUCAUUUAAUGGCGGAAGAGAAGAGCUUCAACUUCAAGUACGUAAUCUUCGGAGCUGAUGUAUCUGCCGGUUAUGCGGCUAGAGAAUUUGCCAGGCAGGGCCUGAAGCAUGGCGAACUAGCAAUUAUAUCCAAUGAACCAGCAAGUAACAAAAUAUUUGGACUUGGAGAUACUGACUUAGAGUGUAUUGAAUUGAUUCUAAGCACAGAGAUCAUCAAAGCAGAUCUUUCCACGAAGAGUCUUUUCAGUACUGAUGGAACAAUCUUCAAAUACCAAACUAUGAUAGUUGCAACUGGCUCUACCUGUGUAAGAUUGUCAGAAUGUGGUUUCCAAGAUACAAAUGCUAAAAAUGUCUUCUACCUAAGAGAUAUCAAGGAUGUUGAUCAGCUCACAUUGACAAUGGAAACAAAGAAGAAGAGAAAGGUGGUGGUUAUUGGCGGCGGAUACAGAGGAUUUGAAGUCAGUGCUUCACUAACGGUUAACAACUAUGAGGUCACCAUGGUUUUUCCAGAACCUUGGAUUAUGCAUUGGCUUUUCAGCGCUGAGAUCGCUUCUUUCUACGAGGGUUACUAUGCUAACAAGGGAAUAAAGAUCAUCAAGAGUACUAAAGCCACUGGAUUCAUUACCAACUCAAACGGUGAGGUGACAGAAGUGAAACUAGAUGAUAGUAGAACCAUAGAAGCUGACAUGGUGAUUGUGGACAUUGGUGGUAGACCGAUGAUAUCGCUUUUCAAAGGUCAAGUAGAAGAGGAGAAGGGUGGGAUAAAGACUGAUGGGUUCUUCAAAACAAGUGUAACCAGUGUAUACGCCAUUGGAGAUGUCGCUACAUUCCCUAUGAAACUCUAUGGCGACAUGAGACGUGUAGAACACGUUAACCAUGCUUUCAAAUCCGCUGAACAGGCCGUCAUGGCAAUCAAGGCGGCAGAGGAAGGGAGAUCAAUCCAAGAGUAUGAGUAUCUACCUUUCUUCAACUCUCGAGCCUUUGAUCUCUCGUGGCAAUUCUAUGGAGACAACGUUGGACAAUCUGUAAUAUUUGGAGACAACGAUCCGAACUCUCCAAAGGCAAAGUUUGGGACUUAUUGGGUUAAAGAUGGGAAAGUGGUGGGAGCAUUUCUGGAAGGAGGAGUUGUGGAAGAGAACAAGGCAAUUGCUAGAGUUGCAAGGACACAACCUUCAGUUGGUAGCCUUGAGGUGUUGUCCAACGUUGGAGAGUUGCUUAUUGGAUCAAGGGUCAAUAGAAAUAGGGUCUUAGUUUCCUGCCAUGUUAAAUAACAUAUAUGUUUCUAUAAGAGUAUUAAUAUUCUUGUUUGACCA